Oncorhynchus gorbuscha (pink salmon) is the source of this 2171-nucleotide messenger RNA. RefSeq names its product APOBEC1 complementation factor-like. The coding region runs from base 203 to 1987 and encodes 594 amino acids. Gene Ontology annotation, molecular function: mRNA binding. NCBI's taxonomy places the organism in Eukaryota, Metazoa, Chordata, Actinopteri, Salmoniformes, Salmonidae. Gene Ontology annotation, cellular component: nucleus. The transcript is spliced from 12 exons. The record is from RefSeq and is a predicted model, not a curated record.
CUUGUAAGAAAUCUCCCCUUUGGAGAUCUGCUCUCUUCCAGCAUGCUGAGUCUCAUUGAACUCACUGGGGAUGUUUUUUGUGUGACUGAUCUAACUGAUCAACUGUGGUCAAGUGUUGUGUUGGGUGACUUGUAAAGGUACUGAGGACACAGUCAAGUGAGCACCCCUAAUUUCUCUGAUUUACUGCUGACAAUCGCUCACAAUGGAAUCUAAUCAAAAAUCUGGGGAUGGACUGACGGGCAUGCAGAAAGAGGCCGCGCUGCGUGCGCUCAUUCAGCGUACAGGAUACCAAUUACUGCAGGAGAAUGGUCAGAGGAGGUACGGCGGGCCCCCUCCAGGCUGGAAAGGCCCUCCCCCAGAGAGGGGCAGUGAGAUCUUUGUGGGGAAGCUGCCAAGAGACCUCUUUGAGGAUGAGCUGGUCCCCCACUGUGAGAAAUUUGGGAAAAUCUUUGAGGUUCGGAUGAUGAUGGACUUCAACGGCAAUAAUAGAGGAUAUGCCUUCGUUACCUUUUACAACAAAAAUGAAGCCAAGACCGCCAUGAAACAGCUCAAUAACUAUGAAAUCAGGAACGGAAGGCUCCUGGGAGUGUGUGCCAGUGUGGACAACUGUCGUCUGUUUGUGGGGGGCAUCCCCAAAUCCAAGAAGAGAGAGGAGAUCCUGAUGGAGAUGAAGAAAGUAACAGAUGGGGUGUUGGAGGUGAUUGUUUACCCCAGUGCUGCGGACAAGACCAAGAACAGGGGCUUCGCCUUUGUGGAGUAUGACAGUCACCGCGCUGCAGCCAUGGCCAGGAGGAAACUACUGCCAGGGAGGAUCCUGCUGUGGGGGCACGCCAUCGCCGUGGACUGGGCGGAGCCUGAAGUGGAAGUGGACGAGGACACCAUGGCAACGGUGAAGAUUCUCUACGUGAGGAACUUAAUGCUGGCCACUACAGAAGAGACCAUCGAGAAGGAGUUCAACAGUAUCAAACCAGGUGCUGUAGAGAGAGUGAAGAAGAUCAGAGACUAUGCCUUUGUCCAUUUCACCCAGAGAGAAGACGCGAUAAGCGCCAUGGACGGACUGAAUGGAAAGCUGGUGGAUGGCUCUCCCGUGGAGGUGACCCUGGCUAAGCCGGUGGAUAAGGACAACUACGUGCGCUACACCCGGGGUACAGGUGGCCGCGGUGGGGCCGUGCUCCAGGGGGAGUACACCUACACACUGGGCCAGGUGUAUGACCCCUCAGCAGCCUACCUGGGUCCCCCCGUGUUCUACGCCCCCCAGAUAUAUGCUGCUAUUCCUGAUCAGUUCCGCUUCCCCAUUGCCAAGGGGCUUGUGGGGGGCCGUGGCCUGGUGCGCACGCCCUCAGUCAGAGAAAUUUACAUGAAUGUACCUGUAGGGGCAGCGGGCAUACGCGGGAUGGGUGGUCGCGGAUACCUCGCCUACGCAGGUUUAGGCCGAGGCUGUGCCACCUACCAGCUAAAGACAGACAAGCACCCCGAGGACAAGCUCUUUGACCUGCUGCCAGGCAUGGAACUCACGCCCAUGAACCCUGUGAAGCCUCCCGGUAUCAAACACACACCACAGAUCUUGGAGGAAGUGUGUCAGAAGAACAACUGGGGGCAGCCAGUUUAUCAGCUUCACUCUGCCAUCGGACCUGAUCAAAGCCAACUGUUCCUCUACAAAGUCACCAUUCCGGCUCUGUCCACCCAAUACCCUAAUGUGCAUCCGUUCACCCCAGCCAAGCUGUGUACAUCUGUGGAUGAGGCCAAGGUUCAUGCUGCGGAGCACGCCCUGCAUACCCUGGGUCUGCAGACAGAAGGAGCUGAGGCCUCCGCUGCAGCCGUUGCUGCAUUCCCAGGUUACACAAUAGCGAACACCUCAGCCUCAGUAGCUGCCUCCCAGCUCAAACAGGCCGUCUCCCUGCACCAGGACAUGGCAGCAUACACUACCUACGAAGGCUAUCCCGCCUUCACCGUGGCAACCCGUGGAGACGGUUAUGGAGUGUUCUAGGGCCAUCCUGGAACGUCAUCCCAUUUACCAGCAUUCAUUCGUAGUUCAGACUAUAUAAAGCUACACUGAACAAAAAAUAUAAAUUCAACAUGUAAAAGAUCCCAGAAAUGUUUCAUACGCACAACAUGUGUUCACAUCCCUGUUAGUUUAGCAUUUCUCCUUUGCCAAAAUAAUCCAUCCACCU